AUGAUUUAUGGACAAUUAACAUUACCAAACAGUGAUGAUUUUCAUAUUAUAAUACAAUGUAAAGAUACAUCAGCACAAUGUGGACCUAAUACAGUAAGAGAACUCGAAGGAACCUUGUGUCAAGAGCCACCUAAUACAAUUGGUAUUUUAUCUUCAAAAUCAGGAUUUUCCAAAACUUCAAAGACCAGAUACAUAGCAUCACCUUGUCCUUUGAUUUUAAUGAAGGUUUUAGAGGGAGGAGAAAUAUGUGAUUUUCUUGCUUUUAAUAAUGUUGCAGGAAAAAUAUUAAAUGGAUUAGAAAUUUCAACAAAAUACAUACCAAUCCAUGGUAAACCUGGAAUAUUCAAAUCAAUACCUACUUUAAUUUAUAAUGGUGAAAUAUUAG
Entrophospora sp. SA101 is the source of this 385-nucleotide messenger RNA. Lineage: Eukaryota; Fungi; Glomeromycota; Glomeromycetes; Entrophosporales; Entrophosporaceae. The record is from the annotation of a GenBank genome assembly.